GACAGAGCAAUGCUAUUGGUUGACCGUUAUAACAUCAAGCGUGAUAGAAAUAUUUCUCUCGCAGUCUAAGAAAUAGAGGUAGAGACCGAGACAGUAGACUCAGGAAACACAUUCAGGUCUGUUUUCAAAAAGAUCAGAAGAAAGAGGACUUAAGAAAGAAAGAAAGAAAGGCAAAUGAGAAAGGGGUAGAUAAUAGAAAGGUGGACUAAUUAACUUAUGACUUCUGAGGGCUGUGGAGAUUUUUGCUUAAGAAGAGAAGAGAUUUCUAAGUCAGAGUAAAUGCGACUCAACAUGUAGAUUCUGCAGGUUCCUGGUUAAAUUCCCCCCCUUUCCCCCCCCCCGAGAAUUUAUUACCCUGCACGUCAGCAAAGACAAAUCUCAAUGAUUUUGGAGAAAUCUGAGGGAUGCGUCUGAGAGAAAGAUGCAGAGCAGAGAAUUGUGACAUGGUGCCGACCCAAAUUGACAGAGACGAGGACAGAUUGGACUGUUCAGUGGCAGACACGUCUCCAACCAGACACAGACUCCUCCUUGCAUCGGAGGGGGAAACAGACAAUAACCUCCACUAAAAGGAGGGAGGGCAAUCGCCAGAUAGAGAAAGAGAGCAGGGGAGAAAUCCCCUCUCUCUCUCUCGACCCAUCUCGUCGUCAGGCUGGCGGGCUCUGCCGUGGCAUUCACCUUUGCGGCCUUCUGCUACAUGCUCACCUUGGUGCUGUGCGCUGCUCUCAUCUUUUUUGUCAUAUGGCAGAUCAUUGCAUUUGAUGAGCUUCGCACAGACUUCAAAAACCCCAUUGAUCAGAGCAAUCCCACCAGAGCGAGGGAAAGGAUUCUAAACAUUGAAAGGAUCUGCAACCUUCUCCGCAAAUUGGUGGUACCGGAGUACUCCAUCCACGGGCUCUUCUGCCUGAUGUUCAUGUGUGCUGGAGAGUGGGUCACACUUGGCCUAAAUAUCCCACUGCUCUUCUACCAUCUGUGGAGGUUUCUUCAUCGGCCAGCUGACGGGUCAGAGGUCAUGUACGAUCCCGUCAGUGUGAUGAACGCUGACAUUCUCAAUUACUGCCAGAAGGAGUCCUGGUGUAAGCUGGGCUUUUAUCUGCUCUCUUUCUUCUAUUAUCUCUACAGUAUGGUCUAUGCCUUGGUGAGCUUCUAACAGACAGGCUGUCUGGAGGAAUAAAAGGAAGUAUGUGGAAUAAAUGGAGACAUCAACUCUUCCUCUCCUUAUGUAUCCUUCCCAUCACUGGCUUGGGUUCUCAAAAACCUAACCCUGGACAAAACAAGAAGACCAAUCUGUGUGAUAAUGUGAAUGUAAAGGCCUCCACUUGAUUAUAUCGCUUCGACCUAGAGACUGCUGUUGGACAACUGGACACAGUUUUGAAGGAUUGAAAUGAAACAGAAAGAGGACGCAGCAGGUGUGUUGCCUUUGACCCAUUAAAUUAACAAUAUAUUUCUGAAGGGCUGGAGCUUUCCCAUGCUGCUCUAACUGAUCCAGUCGCUCAACUCACUGUGAAGCUCCAAACACUUAGGGGCUGGAAAACAACAAAAUAUGUCUGUAUUGUUUGACUUUGAGGAUUAUUUUGGUAUCAUUCCAUGUAUUUAGGAUGAUAGACACCUCAAAUAUCAAACCACUGCUGAUUGUGGUACAGUUACAUACAACUGGAAGAAACAGGUUCAAUUGUACAGGAGGACUUUACACUGUAAGAAAUGUAGAAGGCCUGGCAGGGGAAUAACAGUUUGGUGUGUGCACUUUUAACCAGGACAGAGAUAAAGCAUAGACCAACACAACAUCUCCUUGAAGCCAACCUCUGCCAAAAGUCAAAUUCCACACUGUAACAAAAACAAGGAAUUAAUCAUAAGUUUGACUGCAAGGGUCAGUGCUUGUAAUGUGUGUUCAAAAUAAGUAUGUCCAUAGCUGUAAGGGCGUAUUUCCUGCUAGGUUCAUGCUUUCCAAAGAGCAUCAUGCUCAGACAUUUAAUGCCAAAAGUUUUUAUCUGAAAAACAUUGUGCCAAAUUAAAAGUCAGUUAGAGAAAAGUGACAAGGCAGUAUCUUCAUGUACAUGCAAAGGCACUGUCAUGUCUUUAUCUUCACUUAGGGUAACACAUUUAAUUUUGGUACAAUGCUUUUUUUCUUGAUAAAAAUAGAAAAAACUUAUUAUUAGUUCUGUUGAUUUUUAGUGUGCAGGGAGCGCCUUAUUCCUAUUUCCAGUUUACUCUUACUCAUCUGCAUCUAUACUAUAGUCAUUUUAGCACAGAACCUUUUCUCCGAUCCGAGGUAGAAUAUAGAAAUUUCAUGUACAAAAAGCAAUUAAAAACAGCAAACUAUCAAUGUGAUAUGAUAUUCAGUGUAUGUAUUAGUGAGUGGGACACAAGUGGCAGAUGAGACAAUAAUGACUCUAUGACAAUGUUUCCGUUAUUUCAGAAGUGUAAAAAUAUGAAAGUCAUCUCAAUACGUCUACUAUCAUACAGUUUCAGAAGGGACAGACGUAAGACGUUAAUGUUGCUGAUGACCAAGAUCUGUAACAGCGAAGCCUGUCCUCAGCUGGUGCUGCCUUUGCUAUCAUGUGUUCAUUAGUUUGAUCUAUUAGUAGAUAAGUGAUGGUUCAAAUGUGUGAUUUUAACAUCAGUAAAGUAACAGAAAACUCUGGAGCCUGAGAACAAACUGUGAUGUUUGUCAUACACCGGCUUUACAUGUAGUAAAUGGUAGUGAUGACACAUCUGGUAUAAGGUGUGGGACUCACUUAGGACAAUAAGGUCUUAUUGAAGCCUACUGAAGUAGUCUCUAAAAAGAUUUAACACUAGUUGUGUCACUGGUAUUAAGGAUUUCUUUUUCAUUCUUAAACAGGCAAAAUAACUUCUGGAAACUUAAAUAGAGAACACAGAAUACUUAAGAUUAUUGCUAUUACUACACAAAUAAUAUAGCUGUACAUUUUGUGUAUGUUGGCAUAUUAAUGACUAGCUUUAACUACAUUUCAAUUGGAAGCAAAUAUGGAUACCAAUGUGAAUCAAAUAGCAACAGGCUGGCAUUAUUCUAUUUUUAGUUAGUGUCAAUAAAUCCCAUGAAAUGACUAAAACCAACAAUGUGUUAAUAUUUUGGACUUCCCUAUAGUCUGUGGCACUCAGCUCCAAUCUGUUUCUACUAAAGCUUAAAAAACAGGUUACAAAUAUAUUGUGUAAACUUAAAGGUUAAAUCAUUUCCUCAAACAGCUUGGCACUGUAGUUUUUCAGAAAUGUCACUCAAAGAAGAUUAAAUAGAGCAUUUCUUGGGGACUAUUUUCAGCCGUGGAUUGAUACAUGUUUCCGCGCUCAUGAGUAUUUACAGCAGCAGGACGGUGUUUGUUGAAAACAAGAAAAAUAUGGAAUAUCACUAGUCUUAUUUUUUAAAUAAGAGUUUUAUUCCCAAUCAAAAUAAUGUUCAAAAUUCAUAUGUAGUGACUGAUUCAUACAGUACAUUACAUAUGUAAAGUACACCAAUAAAAAAAAACACACACACACACACACACACACACACACACACACACACACACACACA
Messenger RNA from Perca fluviatilis (European perch), 3523 nucleotides. RefSeq names its product cornichon family AMPA receptor auxiliary protein 2 (gene cnih2). The coding region runs from base 695 to 1147 and encodes 150 amino acids. The record is from RefSeq and is a predicted model, not a curated record. Gene Ontology annotation, biological process: vesicle-mediated transport; regulation of AMPA receptor activity. The transcript is spliced from 7 exons. Gene Ontology annotation, cellular component: synapse; dendrite. Lineage: Eukaryota; Metazoa; Chordata; Actinopteri; Perciformes; Percidae.